AUGGAGUUCAUUCGCAGAUUUAGGUUGCUUUCGAUAUCGAGGUGUAAACCCCUGCCAAAGAGACAUGCUGUACAGGGUGGCUGGCGCAAUGUGCGAUUCAACGCUACUGUUCCCCAGCCGUCCGGCUCAAGUAUCGUUCUCCGUGACUACCAAGAAGAAAGUAUCCAGUCAGUGCUUAAGUACCUAGGCGAUGGCCACCGACGUCUUGGAAUAUCGCUAGCUACUGGCGCAGGGAAAACGGUCAUAUUCACGCAACUCAUCAACCGAAUUCCGCCACGCGAUGCGAAAGCAACGAAGACUAUGAUCAUUGUCCACCGACGCGAACUAGUCGAACAAGCAGCAAAGCAUUGUAGACUUGCGUAUCCAGACAAAAUUGUGGAAAUUGAAAUGGCACAGAAUGUAGCUACUGGACAUGGCGACAUCAUCAUCGCAUCUGUACAAACUCUCUCCCGAGGGCGCAUCAACAAAUUCAAUCCUAGCGACUUUAAACUCGUUCUUGUGGACGAAGCACAUCAUAUUGUUGCGCGAUCAUAUCGCGAAGUUCUGGGUUAUUUUGGACUGAAUGAACCUAACUCCGAUGCCCCGGUGCUUGUUGGAGUCUCUGCAACCUUUGCGCGAUUUGACGGGCUCAAGCUCGGUGCUGCCAUUGAUCAUAUUGUCUAUCACAAAGACUAUGUCGACAUGAUCGGAGAUAAUUGGUUGUCAAAUGCCAUUUUCACGACAGUCAAGUCACAAGCGAAUCUUUCAAACGUCAAGAAAGACAAGUUUGGUGACUUUGCUCUCGGCUCGCUCUCACAGGCUGUCAAUACCGCAAACACCAACAAUAUUACGGUCCGGGCAUGGAUGGCUAACUCCCAGGACCGGAAAUCCACUCUGGUCUUCUGUGUGGAUGUCGAACAUGCCCGACAGCUUACUGCGACAUUCCGCGAGCACGGCGUUGAUGCUCGCUACAUCACAGCCACUACACACAAAAAUGUCCGAUCAGAGCAACUCGAAGCCUUUAGGAAUCAAGAAUAUCCAAUUCUGUUAAAUUGCGGUUUAUUUACAGAGGGCACUGACAUUCCUAACAUUGAUUGUGUGCUCCUGGCACGACCGACCAGAUCGAGAAAUCUGCUCAUUCAAAUGAUUGGGCGUGGGUUGCGUCUGUAUCCUGGAAAGAAGGAUUGCCAUAUUAUUGACAUGGUUGCGUCUCUAGAAACAGGGGUCCUUUCAACCCCAACACUCUUUGGUCUUCACCCCGAUGAGGUCCUGGAAAAGUCCAGUGUGAAGGAUUUCCAAAAAGGCAACCAAGAGGAAAGCAAUGCGGAACUAUCUAUAGCUCCUGAAAGUGAAUCGGAUGGAAACAUCAACCUGAAGUUCACCAAAUACGAUAGUGUCUACGAUCUUUUAGAAGACACGCAGUCCGAGCGACAUAUCAGGUCUCUGAGCCAAAACUCUUGGGUCCGGGUGGAUCACACAAAAUAUUUACUAUCGGAAUCUUCGGGGUGGCUAACCAUCGAGCACGAGAAAGAAAUGUUCGUGGUACGCCACGUCAUGAAAUUCAACGACCCAACGACCGAGGUCCUUCAAUUCACUCGGCCGCGGGUGAUUGCAUCUGGGCCGGACUUGGAAACCGCCGUCCGUGCAGCAGACACAUACGCCAGCAACAAGUUUGAAAAGCGAUACAUUUCAUCCCGGCAACCCUGGCGACAGAGCCCAGCCACAUCAGCUCAAAUCGCAAUGUUGAACAAAGCCCGCAUCCGAGAUGGGAAUUUGAAAGUUGGGGAUCUGACACGUGGCCAAGCCACUGACAUUAUUACCAAGCUAAAGUUCGGGGGCAAGAAACGAUUCAAAGAAAUUGCGGUUAAGCAACGCAAGCUGCAACGGAAGGAAAACGAGUUGGACGAGUUGCGACGGAGAACCAAUGUCAAGGUCGGGCCAUUAGAAGGCUAA
Penicillium longicatenatum is the source of this 1932-nucleotide messenger RNA. Its product is annotated as DEAD/DEAH box helicase. The record is from RefSeq and is a predicted model, not a curated record. Gene Ontology annotation, molecular function: ATP binding; DNA binding; hydrolase activity. Lineage: Eukaryota; Fungi; Ascomycota; Eurotiomycetes; Eurotiales; Aspergillaceae. The coding region runs from base 1 to 1932 and encodes 643 amino acids. The transcript has 2 exons.